Fusarium sp. VM40 is the source of this 747-nucleotide messenger RNA. NCBI's taxonomy places the organism in Eukaryota, Fungi, Ascomycota, Sordariomycetes, Hypocreales, Nectriaceae. The record is from the annotation of a GenBank genome assembly.
AUGGCCUCCAAAUCCCUCUACGCUAUCAUCGCUGGCGUCGGUCCCGGCACUGGCCGCUCGGUCGCAUUGAAGUUUGCUCAAAAGUACCCUGUGGUACUAUUCGCCCGGCGACCUGAGAGCUACGAAAGCACUCUCAAGGAUGUUAAAGACGCUGGUGGAAAAGCAAUUGGCAUCAGCACUGAUGUCUCGGAUCCUGCAUCGUUGAAAAAGGCCUUUGACACCAUUGGCAAGGAAUUUCCCGACAGUCAACUCGCUGCUGCAAUUUACAAUGUCGGCAGUGGUGGUUUUGCUAGAAAGCCGUUUUUGGAGCUCACUGAGAAUGAUCUCAAUGCCAGCCUUGAUGGAUCUAUCCGAUCUUUCUUCAACUUUGCCCAAGCCACAAUCCCUCAUCUUCUUAAAGGAGUCCCUGAGUCUCAAUACCCACCUACCUUGAUCCUUACGGGCGCCACAGCUUCAGUCAAGGGCUCUGCGCUGUUCAGCACCUUCGCAGCUGGCAAGUGGGGACAGCGAGCUAUGCACCAGUCGCUUGCGCGCGAAUUUGGACCUCAGGGUGUGCACAUUGCUCAUGCUGUCAUUGAUGGAGUUAUCGAUAUUCCUCGAACCAAGGAGUGGGCUGCUAAUAAUGGUGUUGAGGAUGGCAAGAUCAGUCCCGAUGCGAUUGCUGAGGCAUACUGGAAUCUUCAUACUCAGCAUCGAUCGGCUUUUACUCAGGAGAUUGACAUUCGACCAUAUGUCGAGAAGUGGUAA